AUGUCUGCGUCGCUGCGGGCGGUUGUUCCGUUUCUGCGGACUGCGCGGUGCACUUUCAGACAGUCAACAAAUCCCUUGGUCUCGCUGCAGCGCCAGACCUCAUCGCCCGCCCUUAACAUCUCCCGCACAUACGCCGCUGUCUUCCAGCGCUCUAAGCCUCACGUCAAUAUUGGCACCAUUGGCCACGUUGAUCACGGAAAGACCACACUCUCGGCUGCCAUCACCAAAAGACAAGCCGAGAAGGGCCUGGCAAACUUCCUCGACUAUGGCUCCAUCGACAAGGCGCCCGAGGAGCGGAAGCGCGGAAUCACAAUCUCUACUGCCCAUAUCGAGUACCAGACCGACGCACGGCAUUACUCCCACGUCGACUGCCCCGGUCACGCUGAUUACAUCAAGAAUAUGAUUACCGGCGCCGCCAGCAUGGAUGGCGCCAUCAUUGUCGUUGCCGCCUCGGACGGACAGAUGCCCCAGACCCGCGAGCACUUGCUGCUUGCCCGCCAGGUUGGUGUCCAGAGGAUUGUCGUCUUUGUCAACAAGGUCGAUGCCCUCGAGGACCCCGAGAUGUUGGAACUGGUCGAGAUGGAGAUGCGCGAGCUGCUCACCACGUACGGCUUCGAUGGCGACAACACCCCCGUGGUCCUGGGCUCUGCCCUCUGCGCCCUCGAAGGCAAGCGUCCCGAAAUCGGCGUUGAGAAGGUCGACGAGCUCAUGAAGGCCGUCGACGAGUGGAUCCCCACACCCCAGCGCGAUACCGACAAGCCCUUCCUCAUGUCCAUCGAGGACGUCUUCUCCAUCUCUGGCCGUGGCACCGUGGCGUCGGGCCGUGUCGAGCGCGGAACCCUCAAGAGGGAUACCGAGGUUGAGCUGAUCGGAAAGAGCAACGAGAUCAUCAAGACCAAGGUCACCGAUAUCGAGACGUUCAAGAAGUCGUGCGAGGAGGCCAUGGCUGGCGACAACACCGGUCUCCUGCUCCGCAGUGUCCGCCGCGAGGACGUCAAGCGCGGAAUGGUGAUUGCCAAGCCUGGCACCGUCCAGGCUCACCAGAAGUUCCUCCUCUCCCUCUACGUCCUUUCCAAGGAGGAGGGCGGUCGCCACAAGGGCUUCAUGCAAAACUACCGCCCCCAGAUGUACAUCCGGUCCGCCGACGAGUCGUGCACGCUCACCUUCCCCGAAGGAACCGAGGAUGCCGAUUCCAAGAUGGUCAUGCCCGGCGACAACAUCGAGAUGCAGGCCGAGCUCUACCAGCCCAUUGCCAUUGAGGCCGGGCAGCGCGUCACCAUCCGCGAGGGCGGCCGAACCGUCGCCACUGGCCUCGUCACCCGCAUCAUCAAAUAA
Messenger RNA from Lasiosphaeria miniovina, 1335 nucleotides. RefSeq names its product P-loop containing nucleoside triphosphate hydrolase protein. NCBI's taxonomy places the organism in Eukaryota, Fungi, Ascomycota, Sordariomycetes, Sordariales, Lasiosphaeriaceae. The transcript is spliced from 2 exons. Gene Ontology annotation, cellular component: mitochondrion. Gene Ontology annotation, biological process: mitochondrial translational elongation. Gene Ontology annotation, molecular function: GTP binding; GTPase activity; translation elongation factor activity. The record is from RefSeq and is a predicted model, not a curated record. Bases 1 to 1335 code for a protein of 444 amino acids.